AUGAUCAUUCUGGCUACUCGACAGGCCAACGCGGCCGCACGUCGUGCAUUCCACACGAGCAGCGUGGCUAGUUCUGGCUUCUUUGUGCGUCCCGCCAACGCACCCACGUCGUCCAACUCGCCCUCGCCCUCGGCACCGCAGCCCAGGCUGGUUCGGCCAGUAGCACAACCGCACACCCCGCCGCAUGUUCCCGCCGAGCAGGCGCCCAAUUUCCCCACAACUUGGUCCGAGUCGCAAAACCCAAGACAGAAUGCGAUGAAGGGCCCACGCUUCGAGCAGUUCGACAUGCGCUUCCAACCUCAGCCGCUCGCGGCCAUCGAGAUGAUCCAGAGGGAGCCCAUUCGUCUCUCGAGCAAGCGCAUCGCUGCAUGCGACGGUGGAGGCGGUCCGCUCGGUCACCCCAAGGUGUUCAUCAACCUGGACAAGCCCGGCCCCAAGGCCUGCCCGUACUGCGGAAUCCGAUUCGAGUUCGACCACUCCGCCGCCCACCACUAG
This is a messenger RNA of Sporisorium graminicola, 495 nucleotides long. RefSeq lists its product as uncharacterized. Bases 1 to 495 code for a protein of 164 amino acids. The record is from RefSeq and is a predicted model, not a curated record. Gene Ontology annotation, biological process: mitochondrial electron transport, NADH to ubiquinone. The transcript is spliced from 2 exons. Lineage: Eukaryota; Fungi; Basidiomycota; Ustilaginomycetes; Ustilaginales; Ustilaginaceae.